AUGAUAUCACUGAGUCGUAACAUUUUCUCAGAAAAGUUAUCUGAGGCGAAAUGGAGGCUGUCCACGUUUGGGAUUGUUGCUCUGGAUGGUUCAGGAGCAGGUGCUGGAGGAAGUGGACAUGUCCCAGUCUCCUCAGAGGCCUACAGACAUCUGCAGAGGAAAAAGACUGAAUUACAUAAACUUAAAAUGGCUGUUGGGGAAUUUUAUCUGAGUCUGGCGUUUCUCCAGAGCUACCAGGAGCUGAACUACCAAGCAUUGAAUGAAUCACAUCUAGAGCAACUGAAGCCACUGCUACAACUCUACAGAGGGAGUUUUCUGCUGAUCGAGUUCCUGUCACUGAUGGGAUUAUCCAUGUAUUGCUGGAGAAGAUCUGGAAUCAAUCACAUUCUCAUUUUUGAGCUGGAUCCUAGACAUCACUUAUCACAUCAUCACGUUUUAGAGGUGGCAGGAUACUUGGCUGUAUGUUGUUGUAUUAGUGUGUUGGCCUGGCUACAUCCUUCGUUCAUGUCAAUCCCACAACAGCUCCACCCCCUUUUAUUCCACAGUCUUUUGCUGUUCUUGCUGUUAAACCCCACAUCUACUUGUCACUCUGGGUCUCGUCACUGGUUUCUUGCUGUGAUGUGGAAGGUCCUGACAGCACCUCUCUGGCCUGUUGGGUUUGCAGAUUGCUGGCUGGCUGACCAGCUCAACAGUCUGAGUCCUGUUAUCUUGAGCCUGUGGGACCUGCUGUGCUUCUACACCUUUCAGAUAAACUGGGCAGAUCUGCAGGAUGGCAGCUCUCUGGUUAGAGAGAGUGUGGACUGGGAAAGGCAGAGCAAAAUAGUCAUAUGUCUGAUUCAAUGCUUCCCUCCAUGGCUGAGGUUUGCUCAGUGUCUUAGAGACUUCUGGGACAGUGGAAACACAGUGCAUCUCCUUAAUGCUGGCAAAUACUCCACUGUCUUUCUCAUGGUCACAUUUGCAGGUCUCUACAACACAGCAAGAGAGAAGUCUGAUCCGGCCAUGGAGGAGAGUGUGUAUGUGUAUCUGUACCUGUGGGCCAUGUCUACCUGCAUAAGUGUAAUAGUGACUGUGAGCUGGGACCUAAGGAUGGACUGGGGACUGCUGCAAGGAAAUGGACUUCUGAAAGAGGAGCUACUUUACUCCCGAGAGGUGUAUUACUAUGCAGCCAUGUUAGCAGAUGUGCUACUGCGGAUCUCUUGGGCUAUUAAUAUCCUCUUGGCUCAGAUGAAGGAUUCAGCUGCUGUUGUUACUGCUAGUGCCAUACUGGCUCCACUGGAGGUCCUCAGGCGUUCAAUCUGGAAUUUCUUUCGCCUGGAAAAUGAGCACCUGAAAAACUGCAGACAGUGUCGAGCCAUUCGUGAUUUUAAUAAUAGUCCAAUAAACCUGCCACAGCAGAUCCUCAUUGAGAAGCUGAAGGACCCAAAUGAGCAGAUUACUGGCCAACAGGAAACCAGUACCUCACACCGUAAACCUACUUGUUUACUAUUUAGAUAUCUAAGAUCAAGAGUUAAGGAAACAAACUUACCAGUAGAGAGCCCAGAGAUGGAGUCAACGUAAUGUUUAUAAGGAUGAAAAAGGAGCCCUUAAAAUGGGCGCACACAUAAAUGUUGAUUAGGUGCUUAGUCAGCAAGGUAAAAUGUCAUGAUUACAGUCCCCAUGUGUAAUAUAUGAAGAAGCAGUACCAAUAUUUCCCUCAAAAUAAUACUUUCCUUUAUUUCACUUCAAAAUCCACCAGUAAUUCAAUUUUCCAGACCAGCUGAUAUGCAAAAAUCAGGCAAGCAUGUACAAUACAGCAGCUUGAGCCCAAGCGAAUAAAGAGGAAAAAAGAGCAUGGGAGGAGAAAGUGAGAGUCCAGCAUUUCUCUCUCCAGAGAACUGAUGUUCUCUGUUCUGCUUCCUACUCUGUGUUCAAGUCAGCAGUCCCACAGUCAGCUGUUUUUUUUAAAUAAAGUAUCUCUAUGCUUUCCUCCUGUUAUAGUCCAAACCCAGCAGUAUAGCUUUGAUAUCUGAAGCAAUGCACAUAUGUUGUGUUAAUGAACAGGUUCAGCUUUUUUUCUU
This is a messenger RNA of Pangasianodon hypophthalmus (striped catfish), 2057 nucleotides long. Its product is annotated as xenotropic and polytropic retrovirus receptor 1 homolog. Bases 1 to 1557 code for a protein of 518 amino acids. The record is from RefSeq and is a predicted model, not a curated record. Gene Ontology annotation, cellular component: plasma membrane; Golgi apparatus; cytoplasm. NCBI's taxonomy places the organism in Eukaryota, Metazoa, Chordata, Actinopteri, Siluriformes, Pangasiidae. Gene Ontology annotation, molecular function: inositol hexakisphosphate binding. The transcript is spliced from 10 exons. Gene Ontology annotation, biological process: cellular response to phosphate starvation; phosphate ion transport.